Blumeria graminis f. sp. triticale is the source of this 786-nucleotide messenger RNA. NCBI's taxonomy places the organism in Eukaryota, Fungi, Ascomycota, Leotiomycetes, Helotiales, Erysiphaceae. The record is from the annotation of a GenBank genome assembly.
AUGAUUCCUUCUGAUGAGACAAUUGUGGCCGAAUUGAGCCAGGCCGUGGAUAGAGAAUUUCGCGGACCACAGCGCGACCUGCUAACCGUCAGGCGUAUACGGAGCCAGGUCGAAGCUAGCUUAGAUCUCACAUCCGGCCGUCUUUCGCAGAGCGACUGGAAGCUAAGAGCAAAAAGUACCAUCGAAUCGCGCGUGCAAGAAUUACUCAGGGCCGAAGUGACGAGAUCACCGACACCAUGCUCGCCGGUCCGCGAGGCCUCAGAUCCUGUCCCCGUCGUUUUCCCGUCACCCGAACGCGCGCGCGACACGUCUAGCUCGGCCAAGCCCCGUCGACGCACCGGCGCAGCAAGUACACGCACGGCCGACGCGACCCUCACCACCCUCCAAACCCAACUGCGCAAGUGUGGACUCCAUACUAUAUGGUCUAUUAAACUCAAGAAGUAUGGAGACGACCGAUCUGCCAAAAUCCGACACUUGCAACAAGUCCUGCGCGAUAUUGGCAUGACGGGCCGCUUCAGCGAGGCCAAGGCCAAGCAGAUCAAGGAGGCUCGAGAACUCCAGGCCGACCUUGAAGAAGUUCAAGAAGGGAAUAGGGCUUGGGGACUUCCCAAAACCCGCAAAGCUGGCAAAGACCAUUCCACCAAAGGCUGCGAGGAGACAGUUAAAGAAAUGUCACAAGUUGUUACGCAGGAUCCUAGCUCCGCUGAUGAAUCUCUGCCAGUUCCUCAGAGACGUCGAGUACGCCCGGCCUUAGACUGGUUAAGUGCGGAAGACAGCGAUGAGUAA